AUGUUAAAGUCAAAGAAGAUUAUAGAAAGUGGAGAUAGAGUGAUUGUCUACUUUUCAAAGGACAAGAUGUCUCUUAUUGACAUUAAAGAGGGACAAGUAUUCAACAGCAAGUUUGGAUCGUUCAAACAUAAUAGAUUGAUCGGAUCAGAGUAUGGUAGCAAGGUCAACUCUGAAGACGGAAAGGGAUUCGUUCAUCUUCUUCACUUGACACCAGAGUUGUGGAGUUGCAAUCUUCAACUGCGUACACAGAUCCUCUUCAAUACCGACAUUAGCACGAUUCUAUUCAAUUUGGAGGUCAAGAAUGGUAGCAAGGUUGUAGAGUCUGGUACUGGUAGUGGAUCUCUUUCAACUUCGUUUAUUCGUACCCUUGCACCAAAGGGUCACCUCUACACAUUCGAGUUUCACGAGGAACGUGUCAAGCAGGCUCAAAGAGACUUUGGAGCCAAUGGAUUCACAGACUAUGUCACCGUCACUCAUCGUAACGUCAUUCAGAAUGGUUUCAAGCUCGACGAUCAACAAAAUAUGAUUGGACAUAUUGACGCUGUCUUUCUCGAUCUCCCCAGUCCGUGGGAUGCCAUCGAUCACGCUGCUCAAGUCAUGCGUGAAGGUGGUAUGUUGUGUUCAUUCUCUCCAUGUAUAGAACAAGUUCAAGCAACUUGUUUAAAAUUAGAUGAAUCUGAUUUUGAAGGUAAAAGAAGAAAGAAAGAAAAAAGAAAAGAUAAUAUUAAAACAGUUGAAGUAUUAAUUAGAAAUUAUGAUGUUAGAUUACAAGAAGAAGAAAUAUUAAAUUUAUAUAAUCCAUAUGAACCAAAUCCAAAUGCAAUUCAAACCGAUAAUAAUAACACUAAUAAUGGCGACAACAAUAAUAAUAAUAAUACUGAAAAUACAUCUACGAAUAGCGACAAUGGUUCCACUACUACAGUAGCAACCAAACAACCAUACAAAAAGAAACGUUGGGAAAAGGGAUCAAGCCAACCAUUUACAUUGGGGCCAAUGGAAGGUGAAAGAAAAAUGAGACAAUUGGCUAAACCAGAAAGCGAAGAAAGAGGACAUACCGGUUACUUAACUUUUGCAAGAUUCAUGCCACAAGAAAAAUAA
Molecule: messenger RNA, 1098 nt
Organism: Cavenderia fasciculata
Lineage: Eukaryota; Evosea; Eumycetozoa; Acytosteliales; Cavenderiaceae
Gene: trmt61
Product: tRNA-methyltransferase subunit
Exons: 2
Coding region: 1-1098 (365 amino acids)
Biological process (GO): tRNA methylation
Cellular component (GO): nucleus; tRNA (m1A) methyltransferase complex
Source: RefSeq, a predicted model, not a curated record